AUGUCUAUUAAUGUAUCUAUAAAUAAUGAAUUAUGGAUACAAUCAUGUCCUAAUGAAUUUUCAAUUGAUAAUGAUUCUCAAGUAGGAUGGAUUAAUGGAGAUGAAUCUUUUGAAGAACAAAAAGAUAUAAAUAUAUCGAAAUAUGAUCAAUCAAAUUGUGAAAGUGGAGAAUCUUUAAUAAAUAAUUUUUAUGAUUGUUCUGAAGUAGAUGAUAAUAUGCAUAAUUAUUUAUUAAAAGGUUUACUUGGUGUAAAUGAAACAGAUCAAAGUAUAUUAAAUUUUAAUAGAUUAAAUAAUACAAGAGAAAGAAAGUUAAAUUCAAAUAGUAGUCCUAUAACAUCUAAGCGUGUUUGUUUAAAUAGAGAUAUAAAUAUUAAUAAUACUACAAAUGAAAAUGAAGUAGAUCUUUCAAUUCCUAUAACAUAUGAAUUUAAUUCAAGAUAUGAUUCAUCAACUGAAUUAGAUUCAGGAAGAGGUAGACGUUGGAGUAAUAAUUCAUCUAGAUCAACAGUUUCUAGUUAUUGUAUAAAAUUAGAUGAUGAAUUAUCAUAUGACAUGAAUUCUUUUAAUGAAAAUAUUCAACAUGAAAAUGAUUUUAAUGAUAAUAAUAAUAUAUUAGAUAAAGAAAGUAACAAUUCAAUAGAGAAUACGAAUAAAUCAAAUGGAAAUAAUGAAUUAUUUAUUUCUGAUAUAUGUUCUGAUGAGGAAAAAAUGAAAUUAAGAAGACGAGGAAGACGUAGAAGACCAGGUGAGAUUGAAGCAUGGCAUACAAUUAUACCUAAGACUACAGUUGAAGAUGCAGAACAUUUUGUUCAGACUAGUCAAUAUCGUAUGAGGCAUGUUUAUAGGGAUCCAAGAGCUGUUAGUUUUGUAUAUCGAUGUGUACAACAUGUUGAUUGUCAAUAUGAAAUGAGAAUAUAUUUAACUUCACAUGAAACAUGUUAUGUACAACAUAGAGGAUAUCAUACAGAAGUGAAACAACAAUACAAAAGACCAGGUCUCCCACAACAUACAUUACCUCUAAUUGAUGAGUUAAUCAGAAAGGGAUUACCCCCUAAAUCAGUUAUUGAUCAUGCUAUUCAGAUAUACCCUGAAGUUGUUGAUCAAUCUAAUAUAUCUGUAUUAUAUCGUCAAAUAACAAAUAGACAACAAUAUAUAAGAAAACGGCAAAGGAGUUAUCAUUAG
Cryptosporidium muris RN66 is the source of this 1185-nucleotide messenger RNA. RefSeq lists its product as uncharacterized. NCBI's taxonomy places the organism in Eukaryota, Apicomplexa, Conoidasida, Eucoccidiorida, Cryptosporidiidae. The transcript is spliced from 4 exons. The record is from RefSeq and is a predicted model, not a curated record. The coding region runs from base 1 to 1185 and encodes 394 amino acids.